Kluyveromyces lactis is the source of this 2859-nucleotide messenger RNA. It is a transcript of the gene APL3, whose product is annotated as Apl3p. Gene Ontology annotation, molecular function: clathrin-cargo adaptor activity. Gene Ontology annotation, biological process: clathrin-dependent endocytosis; intracellular protein transport. Gene Ontology annotation, cellular component: AP-2 adaptor complex; membrane coat. The transcript has a single exon. The record is from RefSeq and is a predicted model, not a curated record. Bases 1 to 2859 code for a protein of 952 amino acids. NCBI's taxonomy places the organism in Eukaryota, Fungi, Ascomycota, Saccharomycetes, Saccharomycetales, Saccharomycetaceae.
AUGGCUUUAGGUCAGAAUCAACAGAACAACAUGAAGGGUUUGCAAUUGUUCAUUGCAGACCUUCGAGCAAACCAGAAGACUAAAGAGCAUGCUAGGAGAAUACAAACUGAACUACAGAAUAUACGGACUCAGUUUACCCAGAAAAGUGGGCUCAAUGGGUAUCAAAGGAAAAAAUAUGUUGCUAAGAUGGCAUAUAUAUAUAUCACUACUAAUGCUGGCAUGGUUCCUGAGUUGUUAUUCGGAUUGGAUCAAUGUUUCCAGUUGUUGAAAAGCAGUAACUUCAGUGAAAAAUGGAUUGGUUAUAUGACACUUGAACUCCUUUUCAACCAUGCUGUUGUGAGAAACAGCGUCCUGGAGAAGACUAUUUCAUGCUUGAAACUGGAUCUAUCAUCUGGCGACGCUAAUGCAGUAAGCUUGGCGUUGAACUUCGUCGGAAUAGUUGGGAAUCGUGAUGAAAUCUUUGCUGAUAAUCUAAGUGAGACGAUAUUCGGAAUUCUUAGAUCUCCUGUCUCAUCAGCCAUUUUGAAAAGAAAAGCAUGCUUGGCGUUUUUAACUUUAAUUCGUUAUAAACCGCAAAUCCUUACAAAUCUUGAAGAUAAUAAACGAACUCUAUGGAUUGAAAGAAUUACUACAUUAUUAGGGGAUGAGAACGAUCAUGGAUUAUUACUUUCACUUUUGCCUUUACUUGAGUUUAUAGCUAGAGAGAUUGACGUUAAUCCAUGUUUGAGGUUAAUCCCGCAACUAGCUGAGAUUUUGCAUGAAUGUCUAUCGAAAAAGCAGAAUAGUGCAAAUGAUGCAGAUUACCAAUUUUCGGGAGUAUCUAACCCAUGGAUUGUAGGGAAUUGUGUAUCUCUUUUACAAGUCUUGGUCAGCGAUAACGGAGAGAAUUUGAUCGGAUCGAAUAUUGAUCAACAGACCCUGGGUAAGUUACGGGUUUGUGUAUCACAUGCGGUAUCGUUUGCAUUAGCAAGUGAUGCCAAUCCGGUCACCAAAAAUGCUCAGUAUUCUGUUAUGUUUACAAUGCUCGGUUUUGCUUGUAAACUGGAUCCUACUAAUGAGGCUAUUUCAAAUUCCGUCACAGGACUUUGUGAACUAAUGACAUCUAAUGACCUGAAUACGAGAUAUUCAACUUUCGAUCUUUUAAUCAAAAUCUGUAAAGUAAAUGGAACAACUGCGAUAAAGACAAUUCAAAAUGAACAUCUCACGAGAUUAGUUGAUAUGUUAAAAAGAGAGAGUGACGUUACUCUAUUGAGAAAAAUUAUUGAUCUCCUUGUCAUCUUAACAGACGUAAGCAAUUUCAAAUUUGUCGUUCAAGAGCUUUUAAGUGCAUUAGAAGCCCACAAAUCAAUGGAUUUUGCUCUGAGAGAAGAUUUGUCGUUCCAAAUUGAAAGGCUGAUAGAGCUGCACGCAGAUGAUCUCAACUGGUUUGUGCUCUCCUCGUUAAGGUUAUUAUCAUCAAACACAUCAAUCAAGAAUGAUCAUGUUUGGAAGCGAAUUUGUCAGAUAGUGGUGAACAAUGAACCAUUACAUAAACUAGCGUGUGAACAUCUGAUUGAUUACUUACAUGCUCCUAACGUGGCGGAAUCGCUUGUGAAGGCUGGUGUUUUCCUUUUAGCUGAAUAUGCGUCACUGGUUAACGACAAAGUCUCAGCUGGGGAUCUAUUUAACCUUUUCACUGAAAAAUACUUCCAAGUCAGUAAUUUGACUAAGGCAAUGAUACUAACAGGAAUGUUAAAGUUGUAUCACGUCGAACCGCAGUUAUCUUCUGUUGUUGUGAAGUUUUUUCAAUUAGAGUUGAAUUCAUUUGACGUCAUUUUGCAGACGAGAUCUUAUGAAUAUUUGAAGAUAAUUCAAUAUUCGAAGAUGAACGAUAUGACCUUUAUAGAUAAGUUAUUACCCGGUAUGCCACCAUUUGCUUCUAGCAAAGAUACGGACAUAAUGUCCAAGCUUCCGAAAACACAAGAACUACUGAGCCUAGAGCAACCUUUCACCAGUGGUAACACUGUAGACUCUAACAACAAACCCGCAUCCUUACCCACCCCACCAAGAUCAAGAAAAAACAACAAGCUCUAUCAUUCACAACAACUAACUCCUGGAUGGGAAUCUGGCUUUAAAAGGAUGCUAAUUCAUACCCAAGGUGUAUUUUAUCAGGAUACCUUGGUGAGUGUUUUGUUUAGAGUGGAAACCAAGGAAGAGCAACCAUCAACAAGCAAGAUCACAUUCACAUAUGUGAACAAAUCAGAUUGGGAAAUUACAGGAUUAAGUUGUGAGAUUAUUCCACUUCGUGCGGACAACAACCCACCAUAUGUGCUGCAAGUCUUGCAAUCACCGGAUUCAAAGUUAGCACCGUCCAACGGCAGAACAUCAUAUACUUUUGAGAUAACAACAAGGUUCCCAUUCCCACAAGAACAUGCAUCUUUGUUGUCAUCGCAAUUUAAAUGUGGCGGUCAGUACUGUAGUCACAGGCUAAAAAUUGGUUAUACCAUUCUCUCUACACUAUCACCUCGUAUCAGUGAGAUUAAGUUAGCCCAGUUCGUUCAACGUUGGAAGUCAAUCGGUGAUUCUCUUGGAAAAGCGGGCGAACAUGUAGACGUUGUCGAAUGCCAACAUACAAAUUUACAAAAAUUAAUGAAAACCAUGUCAAAAGUUGGUUUUGACGUUGUCCAACAAUCGUCAAUUCCAAACAUUGCAUUUGCUGGUGGUAUUUUACAUACAAAGAGUGAUGGUAACUACGGAUGCUUGCUUAAGUUGAGAUUACUGGAUUCUGACGAUAAGGUACAAAUUACCUGUAAAACCACUUCAAGUGGUGACCUUUCUAGAUUCGUGAUUAAUUGUAUCAAAAAGGUAGUUGAGGAGUGA